AUGAACUUCUCCAUUGGACGGACCAUCGGUGCGACUUUCUCGACGUCGGCGAAGAUAAUGACGGAACAAGGGGCUAUCUACACGUCUAUUCAGAAGAAACUCCAAGACGCGUUCCAGCCCACGCAUUUGGAAGUGCUCAACGAAAGCUACAUGCACAACGUCCCCAAGGGAUCUGAAACCCACUUCAAGGUCGUGGUGGUCUCUGACGAGUUUGAAGGCAAGCCUCUCAUCCAACGGCAUCGCCUCGUGAACCAGGUGUUGGCCGCGGAAUUGGACGGCGGCGUGCAUGCCUUGUCGAUCCAGAGCAAGACCCCGACUCAGUGGGCUGCCAACAACACGGUGCGACCGUCUCCUUCCUGCCUUGGCGGCAUGCUUCACGACCAAAAGAAGUAG
Messenger RNA from Aphanomyces astaci, 393 nucleotides. RefSeq lists its product as hypothetical. The transcript is spliced from 3 exons. The coding region runs from base 1 to 393 and encodes 130 amino acids. The record is from RefSeq and is a predicted model, not a curated record. NCBI's taxonomy places the organism in Eukaryota, Oomycota, Saprolegniomycetes, Saprolegniales, Verrucalvaceae. Gene Ontology annotation, cellular component: mitochondrion.